AGCUGGUGAAACGAAACUGAAAGUGUAGCGAAUGCAGUAAGAAGCCGAACUGAAGUGAACUGCAAAGAAGAGAUAAGUUUGCUGACAGGAGUGAUGACUAUUCAGGGAGAGUGACUCUCCAAAACAUGGAUGUGUCAUCUUUUUACAAUGCAAAGGAUCAAUUCAGGAAGCCACAAGCUGUGAGACCAUAGAAAAUGACAAGGAAGAGAAAGCGUGGAGAGAAAGAAAAGGCAGGUGCCCAGAAGAAGGUGACUCAAAAAAGUGAUGAUGGGGCAUCUUCAUCCAGAAAACGUUCACAGAGCCAAACAAAAUGCAAGCAUACUAAUCAACCAAGCCCAGACAGAUCCAGAGGCCAUGGAGAGCACAGCACAGGUACAAUAGAGCCUGAACCUCAGAGUAAAGAUGCUCAGACUCAAACAAGCCUAAGUAGGUCUGAAAACAAGAAGACUCAGACAGAGACUGGCAGGCAAGCAACACAGCAGACACAAACAGAGCUCAAUGAAAACACUGAGAACACAGAAGUGUCACAGCCCAAAGAACUCAGUCCUGAAGAUGUCAAGAUGGAGGUAGAAACUGUCCUGUCAAGGAACAAAGGAAAUGAAAGUGAUGGAGAAAGGGAUGAAGGUGUUGAUAGGAAGAAAAGAAAAGUGAGUGAAACAAGGAAACUUACAAAGGAGACAAAAGAAAGCACCACACUCUCAGAUUGUUGCAGAAAACAAGAUGGAGAUCAGCAGAAAAAUGCAGACACAAAGGAAAAACGUUCAGGAGGGGAUUCACAGAAAGACCAAGUCAAGUCAGGAACAGAAGAAACAAAAUCAUAUCCAGCUGAAUCAACGAUGUUCACCUUCUACAUUUAUGCUGUUCUGGACAAAAGAUUCAGAUUUAACAGAGUGUAUGAUUCCCUGUUGGUUUAUCUGUUUCAACGGGAUCAAAAUAUUAAACUUGAGAUUAAACAUUUUAUGGUCCUAAGCCAGGGUGGCUGUUUGAUUGAAGCAAGAUUUUCAGUUUCUGAAAGCACUGUGAGGGGUUGCACAGUACACUAUGCUUAUGCAGUGUAUCAGAAACAAAUGCAUACCAUGGAAAUAGCAGUGAGAAAUGUUGAGAUUCCUGAAGACAAUACUGUCAAAGAACUUUACCUUUAUGAAGGCUAUAUAAGCUGCUCAAACCCAGGUUGGUGGAGUUUGUUUCAGUCUCAACAAAAAGACAUUUGCAAAGGCUGGGAGACCUCUGCUUGUGUGUUACUGGACAGUGUUUUUCAGAAAUGGCAGCCAUCUAACCUCGAGAGUAACAAGGCAUUUAUACAACAGCUAAAUGAUUACAAAAAUGGUUUUCAGUCACACCGGGUGCAAUUCCCUGAGGGUCUUGUGCCAUCUCCAAUAAAAGUCUCAGAUUUGAUUUCUGCUAAACUGAGUAUGAUUUUGAAAGAAGAUUCAAAAGGAAAAAAAUCAGAGGGCUCAAGUGGGAUCAGAUCAUUGGAAGUGGCCCUCUCAGUGUUCCAGGUGUGCUGUGGCUGUGAUGUGGAUCUCGGCACAAAGGACUGGGCCAAACUCUGCCAAGUAGUCUCUGAAAGCACUGCUUCUUUUGGAGAAAUCCAAACAACCCUAACAGCUAUACCUGUAAUUAACUUCACUGUGAUGGGACUGAUGAAUCUAUGUGCAAAGAAGCUGAUCUCAGAAGUGUUGUUACUCGUUCCUGUCCUUCAUUUUCUGAGAAAGCCAGGGGAAAAGUCAGAUCCAGGCUCAGUUAAGGAUGAGCAGAGUUGGGCAGGGCUUGAAGACAUACAUUACCAAUAUUUUAGGGAAAGAAUUAGAGAUUCCCCUGACAAAAGGAGGAUGGUCCUUCAGCUGAUCAAAGAUCACUCAUCAAUUAACAAAGAUAAUGCUUACUUGUUGAAAAGCUGGCUUUCAAUGGUGGCUUUUGAGGACAUCUCUGAAUUUGCUGAGCUGACAGGAAUUGUUCCUGAACUCCUGAUUCAGAGCAUGAUGUUCAGAAUGAAGGAGAAUGAACAAUUCACGGAUUCCAACCAUACAGACAAAAACCUAAAGGCAACUGAGAAGGUUCUGAACCUCUUGUUGAAGAGUGUUGAGGAGGACAGAGAACGAAUCACAGAGUCCAUGUUAUCUGGCAAAAGCCUUUGGUGUUGCAAACAUUUGCACGAGAAUGUUUGCAGAAUCGCUCGACUUGUCCCACAAUACAGGGUCACAGUGCUUUCAUUCCAACUCCUAUUUAAAAUGGCUGAAAUUCUUCAUGAUCAUUUUUCAAAGGGUGGAGAGGAAAUCAAACAAAAUCAGCUCUUUCUCAUGCUUAAUAAACUUCAAUUGGAUUUCAGUAAAUGGAGAGAUGGACUGCUAUACAAUCCUCUGAUGAAGGAGUCAAAAAUUGCUUACCCUAAAGAAAUACAGUUGUGGAAUGACUUGUAUGGGAUUGAGUGUUCAAUACCAGGCGUCUCUGAAAGCUGGAAGGGUUUAUUAGACCAAGACCUGAGACAGAGACUGUCCCAAAUCUCUGACUCUGACAAGAUAGUUGUAUGCUGUCUGGAGAAGUCAGGAAAGACUAUUGAGAAUAGUCAUGCAAACCUUCAGUCGUGUUUCAAAGAGAUGUGUCAGGCUGCUAUUAAGAACUUGUGUAAGGUAAAUAAGGAAGGAGACCUUUUACGCCUUCUUUUCACAAAGUCCAUUUCAUGGCCUGUUGUGUCCUCCAUUAUUGUGGAGUCAGCAGCUCGCUUUGGAGAAAAUCUUGAUGGUCGUCUACUAGACCCACAGUCAGCAAUCAACUUUCUCUUGUCUCAAGAAAAUUGGAAUAAGUGGAAGUUGGAAGAAGAUGCCAGUCGAUUAAUAGCAGAUUCUCAGCAAUACUUUGGUUUUCUGAUUCAGACCCUUUGUCAGGGAAGUAUAUCCCUUGACCCCCUUAAGACCAUCCUUAAGUCAAAAAGUCAAUUUCAGAUGCUUUACAACCAGUAUAAGAAGAACAACAAAGAAGAGAAAAUCUCAAUCAAUGUGUCAGAGCUACUCAGUCAAAGAGAAGAUGAUUUGAAGGCCUUUGAAAAACAGAAGGAGUUCAUGACCAACCUUAUUAAUAUGCUGGGGAAGAUUACUGAUGUUGUAGAUGUACCAGAGGUUUUUUCCCUUGAAGACAUGGUCAAAACCAACCUGCAGAGGGUAACCCUGGACAAACUGGUGGAAGUGCAGGCGUAUUUCACUAAAGAGGAUCUUGGCAAAAACAAAACAAGACGAGUGUUAUUCUACAAUGUUGAUCCUCAAGUCCUAGACAUGGCACGGGAGAUGCAUGAAGUGAAAACCAGUAACCUUCUUCUAUUUUUAUGGCGAGAAAAGGCAAGGGAAUAUUUUAGGCCUGGCCCUUACCUUUUGUCACUAAGCCUUAGAGAUGUCCAUAACAAAAUCUGGAAGCCUUGUCUCACUGGCUUCUUCAGUCUUGGUCUACGGAUUGCAGUUGGAGACAUUUGUUUUAAAGAGGUUGACCAAGCUUUAGAAUGGUGUGGAGACAGGGGCGAAGGAGAUCGUUUAAAGAAAGAGCUUACUUUGAUGGCCACUAUCCUGAAAAGCCAUCAGGCUCUGGAUGAGAACUGGCCAGAGAAUCGGUUCAUUCAGAUUCAAGAAUACAGACACCUUUACCAUGCUGCAGAAUCGGCUGAGGUCAUUCUGAAAAUCAAAGAUAAAUUCAAAUUACCAGGAGACUUCAGCCAAAUUCAUAGCCUGAUUCAAGUGAGAGAUGACUCCUUCAAACUAAAAAAACUGGGUUCGCUAAGCGAUGACCUCAUCAGAGCCAGGAAAAAACUGGCAGAUGUCAAAUUCCAGCACACAGCCUGUCUGAAGGCUUUCUUGGAAAGUGAUACUCUGAUCAAAUGGGUCAAAACGCAAAUCGAAAGUUUAAAGGACCUGAAAGUCUUUAUGGAAUUGGCCACAAUUUCUGCUGGAGAGAAUGAUGCAGACAUUGAUAGGCUAGCCAGUUUUGAGACUGUUGUGAUGGGCUAUGGCCCUUUGCUUUACUCACUACCAGAAAAUGCAGGAUUUGAAGAGUUUAUUGACUGUGCUAAGCAAGUAUGGGACACCCUUGACAAAGAUAAGAAACUUGUGGACAAAUUGGUAGACUCCAGGCGGUGGUUGGAUUGGCUGAAAGGUUUAAGUGAGACUUAUGGCUCUGUUGAGAAAUCUUCUUUAUCCAUGGCCUCAGAUAUCAACACUGGAGGUGUGUAUCAUGUGGGCUGGCCUGAAGAUUUCGAAGGGAAAACAGGUUUGGACAAUGUCUUUUACGUGAAGGUGACAAAGAAUGAACAAGCAUGCAAUGAGAAGACAUACAAUCUUCAUGAACUCUUAGAGCUACAGAAUAAGCUCAUGCUGAUGUCUUCUAAAGGGGAGCAUGGAAGGGAGCAAGUCAACAAGUUUACUCAAGUUUUUGAAGGAGUCCAGAGGUUGGGCCGCAUCCUUCUUCAGUUGCGCACAUCGGGCAAUAUGCUCUUUCAAAACUGGGGGGCACAGAUAAUAUGCAACCACAAAGACCAACCCUGCAUUCAAGUUAGCUUUACCCUGUUGAGCAAGUGUGUUGCAUAUCAUGGUGUGGUUGAAGAUGAGCUUCAAAAACUGUGUCGCUCUCUGGAGAACUUUCAUAAAGACUGGUGUAACCAUUUAACUAAGAUGCGCUCUCAGUACUAUGCAUUGAAUCAUUACACUUCAGAGCAAAUAGUUUUUCUUUGCGAAUGGAUCAACAACAUUGGCAUCACAAGGAAAACUGUGCCACAACAAAUGUGGCAUCUUUUGACUUCUAUUAAACCAGACUGUACCUUAAAUGACAUACGAGAUGCCUUUGACAAAGCAACAGAGACCGAAUCUAUGGUGCAAGAUGACCUGGAAGAGGAAUCAGAACAAAGCAGUGAUUUUGACAUGCCUUUAGGCUUUGGUUUACUAGAUGUUGGUACUGAAUGUUUAGAGGACCUGUGGCAGCAAUUUAAAGAGAACAUGUCCAGGUUCCUUACCCACCAUGUGGAUGUUGUAACACUUGGACGUUUCCUCACCAAUCUGUCUGCCAUGAAUCAAAUGCACAUCAAACGCAAGGUUCCUCCUGUUCUACAAGAAGGAAGGCCAAACCUUGUCCAAUGCCAUGUCAUGGAAUUGAUUAGCACAACUCUGUCUUUUUACACAGAGAGUCCAGAGCAUCCUCUUCCAACAACUGAUGAGGUAUUUAUGUGCCAGGAGGAAACAACUGAAGAGGAGGUGGAGAUUUUCCUCCGCCGAUGUCUAGGAUCACAAGGAACUGCAAGCAGUCAUCAGAAGAUUUACACUCUGGUCAAUCCUGGUUCACUGACUUAUGAUGUGAGCGUGGCACUGGUGGAAUGCUUUGAGACACUGGAAAGGAGUGCUGGGCCUCAUUACCGUCUAGUGAUGGUCUGUCCUGUAAACCAGGAUAGAUAUGUUCCUUCUUUCUUCAGCAACUAUAAAGUACAAACAGGUCUGAGUAUAUCUACAGAAAGAAUUAAAAACUAUCUUCACCAUCACUUCCACAUCUCGCCUGAGCUUGUUCCAUACUCAGAUGUCUAUCCAGGACAGCUCUCUGUCUGGAUGAUUUCAUCCGAACGUCCAGCUGUUGGAAAGUCACUAUAUGUCAAGCGUCUAUUUGAGCAGUUCAAAAAAGAGUUUCCAGUAGCCAACUGUCUAACAAUCAGACUCAUCGAGCCCUGCGUUGACAUGGAUAGAUUUGUCCAAACCGUGUCUGAAAGACUAGCCCCACUGAGAGAGCAGGACCCUGUGCUGUUGCACAUUGACAUUGCAGCAUUACGUCAUGGCUUGGAGGAAUUUCUAUUCAAAUUGCUUGUUCUCGGAUGUCUAAGUGACAGCAAUGGAACUAUAUGGAGGAGAAAUGCAGCUCACUUGGUGGUGAUUGAGGCACUUCAGCAAGUUCAAAAAAGUCAAAUCCAUAUGGAGAUAACCAAUGGAUUUUUGCAUGCACUUCCUACUAUCUUCUGCAGACCUCCUAAAGAUGUCAAAGCUUUGGAGAUCAAGAGAAAAGAAGGGGGGUACACAUCCUUAGAUCCACUGAUGGAUAAAGAAGAGUUUAAAAGUGAGGCCAUUCAGAGACCCUACCAAUAUUUGAGAAGAUUCAACAGGAAUGUGAACUUGGACAAUUUCACAUAUCAAGCUCAGUCUGUAGAAGGUGAUCCAGUUGACUGUCUCCAACAUCUUUUAUCAAACUACGGGAUGAAAGAUCCUUCAUGGGCAGAAUUAAAGCACUUUACUUGGUUUCUUAACCUGCAGCUUAAAGACUGUGAGAAUUCUUUGUUCUGUGAUCCAAACUUCCUUGCUGGCAAUUUUAGUGGCUUCAAGGACUUCAUAGUAAAAUUCAUGAUUCACAUGGCUCGAGACUUUGCCUCUCCAUCCACUGACAUCUCAGAUGAGAGCCCCACCUUUUUCUCUGAGAAUGAGGAUGAGGAAGAUAUCCUAACUAUUCGAAAACAAUGGGAGAAUGAACCUCACCCAUACAUCUUUUUCAAUGAAGACCAUUGCACCAUGUCUUUCUUAGGAUUCCAUGUGAAAAAAUUUGGGACAAUUCUUAAUGCAGUUGAUCCAAGAAGUGGCAAAGUGUUAAUGGGAAAUGUGAUGACAGAAGAGCUCUUUUCAGACAUUGAGCGACAAAGAAUUAACCUUUCUGAGAAUUUUGAUGACCUGUCCAGAGAAGACAAGAUUCAAAAAAUUUCCUUUGUUGUUGGUGCCAAAAAAGGCUGGGAAAAAGGAAAAUUUGAUCCAGAUCCUACAUAUGAACUCACUACUGACAAUAUCAUGAAGAUGUUGGCUAUUCAUAUGAGAUUCAGAUCUGAGAUUCCAGUGAUCAUCAUGGGAGAAACUGGCUGUGGGAAGACGCGGCUUAUACGAUUUCUCUGUGAUCUGCAACGUGAAGGCAGAGAUGUUGAAAACAUGAAACUAGUCAAAGUUCAUGGAGGUACUACUUCUGAGGUAAUCUAUAGGAAGGUGAGAGAAGCAGAAGCACUUGCUCAGGACAACCGUCAAAAAUAUGAACUUGACACAGUUUUGUUUUUUGAUGAAGCCAACACAACCGAAGCCAUAUUCGCCAUUAAGGAAGUACUAUGUGACCAAGCUGUACAAGGGUACCCUUUGAAGAAAAAUUCUGGUCUGAAAAUAAUUGCUGCCUGCAAUCCUUACAGAAGACACACACCCAGAAUGAUUGAUCGCUUGGAGCGUGCUGGGCUAGGAUACAGAGUGAAAGCUGAAGAAACAGAGGAUCGCCUUGGUAAAGUUCCCAUGAGACAGCUUGUGUACCGUGUACACCCUUUACCUCCAAGCAUGGUACCCCUGGUAUGGGAUUUUGGACAAUUAAGUGAUUCAACUGAGCUCUCUUAUAUAUGUCAAAUUGUACAGAAACAAAUGAUAGCUCAUGGAUUGCCCCGUGCAUACGAGAGUGUGAUCACAAACGUUUUGGCUUCCUCUCAAAUAUACAUGCGCACACAAGCAGAUGAAUGCAGCUUUGUAAGUCUUAGGGAUGUGGAGAGAUCAAUGUGUGUCCUAGUUUGGUUUUACAACCACAGAGUUGAUCUUUUUCCAGGUUGCCACAGUAAUGAAACUGAGCUGAUGGCCUUGAAGUGCUUGGUGCUUGCUAUCGGUGUUUGCUAUUACCCAUCACUUGAAAACAAAGGGACAUACCUAGCGACUAUGAGCGAAUGCUUUCCUUGUCCGUUCAACUCCAAAGAGUUACUGGAGCAGGAGAUAACUUCAUGCCAAGACUUUUUUCUUGAGAAAAUCCAAACAAGAGGUAGAAUAGCCAAAAAUCUGGCUUUGAAAGAAAAUGUCUUUCUAAUGGUGGUAUGCAUUGAGUUGAGAAUUCCACUCUUUCUGGUUGGCAAGCCAGGGAGCUCUAAAUCUCUUGCUAAGACUGUUGUAGCAGAUGCAAUGCAGCGUCAGGCCUCUCACUGUGACUUAUUCAAGAAACUCAAGGAAGUUCAUAUGGUGUCUUUUCAAUGCAGCCCUCACUCAAGCCCUGAAGGAAUCAUUGGAACCUUUCGGAACUGUGCCCGUUUCCAAAAGGACAAAAAUUUUGAAGAGUAUGUGUCAGUAGUUGUUCUAGAUGAAAUAGGACUUGCAGAGGACUCUCCUCAGAUGCCACUAAAGACAUUGCAUCCUCUUCUAGAGGAUGGAUGCAUAGACAGUGAUAACCCACAACCACAUAUGAAGGUUGGAUUUGUUGGAAUCUCAAACUGGGCCCUCGAUCCAGCAAAAAUGAACAGAGGUAUUUUUGUGUCCCGUUGGGACCCAAGUGAGAAGGAUUUAGUAGAGACGGCAGAGGGAAUCUGCUUAUCCUCCCAUAAUAACAUUCUUCUCAAAAUCAAGCACCUCCUGCCAAAGCUGGCAGAGGGCUACCUACAUAUCUGUAAAACUGUUGGUGAACAGUUCUUUGGACUCCGAGAUUAUUAUAGCUUGGUGAAAAUGAUUUUUGCAACAGUCAACAGUUCAGAUCAAGAACCAACUGACAGUGAGUUGGCAGAGGCUGUGUUGAGAAACUUCAGUGGACUGGAUGAUUUUGAUCCUGUUAAAUACUUUCGGGACAUUUUCCGGAACACUGAAGUCCAAAGGCCAAGUACACUGAAAAUGAUUGAACAAAAUCUUGACUGCAACAGUAACAAAGAGUGCAGGUACCUUCUUUUGCUCACAACUAACAAUGCUGCCUUGUACAUUAUCCAACACCACAUUUUCUCCAAGGAGAACUAUACAUGCCCUGAAAUUGUCUUUGGAUCAGGAUUUCCGAAAGACCAGGAGUAUUCCCAGAUAUGUCGCAAUGUGAGUAGAAUAAAGGCAUGCAUGGAGACAGGUCGGACAGUCAUCCUACUGAAUCUACUCAAUUUGUAUGAGAGCCUGUAUGAUGCCUUGAAUCAAUACUAUGUCUGCUUCAGUGGACAGAAUUAUGUUGACUUGGGACUUGGUUCUCAUAGAGUAAAGUGUCGAGUUCACAAAGACUUCAGACUGGUUGUGGUGGAGGACCAGGAAAAAGUCUACAAAAAGUUUCCCGUUCCACUUAAAAACAGACUGGAGAAGCACAAAGUUGAUAGGAGUACGGAUUUGACUCCCUGGCAACACAGAGUUUUGGAAAAACUCAAAAAGUGGGCAGAAGACUUCUCAAAAGUUAAUCUAUCCACUGAAACAAAAUUCAGCAUAUCAGAUGCCUUUGUUGGGUUCCAUGGGGAUGCUUGUGCCAGUGCACUUCUACAGGCUUUAGAGAAAAUAAAAAAAUGGGGCCACGAUAAAACUGCUCAAAACAAUGAACUCCAUUGCAUUCCCAAGUGCGAUAUUGAAAUCAGUGAACCAAGUAAAGAGGAAUCUAAUAUUAAUAUGGCCAAGGAUGCAUACAUGAAGAAAGAGGAAAGUCUGGCCCGUCACAGUGAUGAAGAUGUGACAGAGUCUCAAGAGGAAAUGAACCAAUACCUUGAUGAGGAGGAGAUAGAAAUGGAGGAAGGUGCCUCAAUGGAAGUUGACAACAAUGCACAGGAUGCAGAAGUUUAUGAAGACACUGAGACUCUUGGAGAUACUUCUGAACUUGUGAAAAUGUAUGAUGAAGAUCCUGUUGACACUGAGGCAAGAGACAGCUUGGACUCAAACAAAACCAUGGAUGAGGAAGAGCAAGUUUAUGAAACAGCCAAAAGCCUUCUCUUGAAUUGUGCCUCACCAGACUCUGUACUUAGAUUAAAGUAUUCAGAAUUUGGAAAUCAAGAGAAAGACAAACUUCAGAGAAUGUAUUUUCAUCAACAAAGCCAUCAAUCUCUCAGAGAGCUAUUAGACAACCAUCUGAACAAAAAUGAUCAGGACAAGAACAUAUUCUUGGAGGUAACCACGUUCUCCAAUCUUCUUACUAAAGCUGAUGUGAGAAAUCUUGCCCCAGCCUUGGGCUUAUCCACAGAACAGUUUCUUCUGCUCUCUUUACACCAAUUUGAUACAGAAGCUUCUUUUUGCAGCAAGAUACAGUCCUUCAUGAGGGAAUCUGGACUUUCUCUGCACAUUCUUUUGGUUCAAAUGGACAUGGAAGAAUCUUUGUGCAAAAAUGAACUUAUUGCUUCAGCAAAGUACUGUACCAUGAAUGAAAUGUUGUCCUUAAAGUCAGAUGAGUGCAACUUCUACACUGUGUUUAUCACAAAGCUCACCCGAAUUGGGGAGCAUUGUAGAACAAGUAGCAACAAGUACAUUGGCUUUCAAGGAGGAGUUUGGCUGUCUGCACAUAUUGACGACCUCAGAGACUCCAGUGACAUGACCUUAAAUCUUAAGGCAUUUAGUGGAAUACCUAUAAGUAAACUCAUCUCCCAGAAAGUCCAGUCAGAUGUCAACGAAUCAGAGGAAAUUGAUACAAGCGGACCAGAAAGUGAGAAGGGAGAUUCAGUGCAUCUACACAGUUUGUCUUUAUUGAGAUCCUGCACCCAGAAAGCUGUUUCAUUGCUGAGAGAUGCUGGCAAAAAAACCUCCAGGAGUGUGGAGCGCAUAAACAUAUUGUUUGGGCUUCUGGGAGGGGACCCUAGGCAGAUAAGAGUACGGUUCCAGGAAGUGUUGCUAAGGAGGCUGGUGGUUUCACUGAUGCGGAAGGAGGAACUGAUUCCUAAUGCAGACGACUGGGUUUAUAAAGUGGCAAAGAACCGUGAAGCUCUGCAGGAAGGUGGAACACUUCGGCACACUUUGUGGCGCAACCUACAGGGUGUUUUGACUCCAGUAUUUGCCCAAGUUCUAGAAGUCUUGGACAGGGACUGCAACUUAUACCUACUGUAUGGAGAAGGGCUCAGUGAGGGUCUGGCCCAGUUCUGGCUGGAUAUCUUUGAAGAUCAACAGCUCCUUGACUUAACUGUCUCACAAAACCCAAGUGCUCCAGAUCAGGAGAUUGAUGUGCAGUCUCACCUGUUUAUUGGAGGAGUAGAACAGCCUUGUACUGCUCCUUUUAGCUGGCUGAUAAAAUCAUACUGCCAGAGUUUGUGGGAGGAAUCUGAGUUUGUGCGAGGCUCUGAGCAAGAUCUCAAAGGGAGGAUUCAGCAGUUUGUUAGUGCUGUAUCAGGCAGUGCACUGGGCAGCUAUAUUCAGAAACUGUCAGAGGAAGAGAAAAUUGAGCUGGGUCAGCGCUACUUGACUGAUUAUGUUCUUCUGUCAUUUAAAAUCCAAUCUAAGGAAGAGCAUGGGGUCUUUCAAUGUGCAGUGCUGGGGUGUGUGUUUGCUCUGCAGAUGGAGAUGUCAGUAACUUCUGAGCUCUCUCCAUCGUGGAUCCUUGCAGCAGCUCAAAUCUACAGCCCACGCCUGGACACAUUAUCCCACGCCCUUCAGCUCAACCCUCAGAUGGUCCACAUCAUCCAGCAUGAAAAAUUAAAGAGAGAAAGCCCUGAUAUGUGUGAGGACAUUCUAGCUGUUGGUAUCUGUGUUGAAGAAACAAAGCUCCUACCAGUAACAUCAGUAACUGAAUGCCAGACCUUCUUGCAAAGAGUUGAGCAACUUCAGCCGUGUUUAGAGAGAGUGCUUUGUCCUGCCUACGGCACCCUCUGCAGGCCUGGCUGUCUCAAACACCUGGACACUAUAAAGUUAGUGUGGCAGGGGAUGUUGCUAGUGGCUGCUUUCAUUGAAAAGGUGGUCAUCAGGAUGAAAGUGGGAGAUGACCGGAUAAAAGCACUGACUCUGAAACACUGCAGUCACUUACAUAAACUAAUGGAAGGGUUUCCUGAUUUGAAGAGCAAAGACAAUCUUCAGCAAGUCAUCCGCAUACUUAAUGAUUACCAUGAGGAAUCCAUCUGCAGAGAACUGCGAUAUGGUGUGAGGUGCUCUGUCUGCCUGUCAGAUCUGUCGGAGCCCACUGUGCUUCCUUGUGAGCAUGUAUUUUGUCUGUCCUGUGUGAGGAAAUCUAUAGAGAGGGAAGGAGCAAACUUCUGUCCCAUGUGCAGGGAACCUCUGUCGAACAACUACCGGCCCACUGUCUCUACAGCUAUAGAGUGA
This is a messenger RNA of Carassius auratus (goldfish), 11969 nucleotides long. RefSeq names its product E3 ubiquitin-protein ligase rnf213-beta-like. Gene Ontology annotation, biological process: sprouting angiogenesis; ubiquitin-dependent protein catabolic process; negative regulation of non-canonical Wnt signaling pathway. Gene Ontology annotation, molecular function: ubiquitin-protein transferase activity; ATP hydrolysis activity; metal ion binding. Gene Ontology annotation, cellular component: membrane; nucleolus; cytosol. The record is from RefSeq and is a predicted model, not a curated record. Lineage: Eukaryota; Metazoa; Chordata; Actinopteri; Cypriniformes; Cyprinidae.